AUGGCGCCACAGCGCACGCUUGGAAAGCUUGCGCUGGCUCUGUUUGUCACUACGGCGCCAACGUUCGUGCCGCAGGCCGGAGCCAGUUUGUCAUUCUCCCUGCACGGCAAGAUGGUUUUGCUGCAGGCGAAUCUUGGUAUGAGUCGUGGACGGCUCGCCAGCGAGGCAGAUGGGCUUGUGGCUGAUUGUGAGGGUCUGCGUGCAUCAUGCUUGCAGGCUGAGUUGGCCAGGGGGUGGCCGCGGCAGGUGGAGAAACCUCGCACGCAGCUGCGAGCAUGGAAUUUGCCCUUUGACAAGCUCCUGAGCAUCUCGAGCAUCGUCCUGGGCAUCUCGAGCAGUGUCAUUGCCAUAGUUCAGGUCCGGAGGGCGUUCCAAGAGUCUCGAGAGGGCAGGGUGCAAGCUGCCGUGAAGCAAAUAAUACAGCCCUACGAGCCGAAGAAGAACAAGAAGAAGCCGGUGGUCCACCGCGCCAUUUUCGAUGCCAUCAAGGACCAAAUUGCGAAUUGGAACUCGCACGCCACCAUCAUCACCGGUCGCUACGGCAGCGGCAAGUCUGUCGCAGUCAGAGACGUGUUGCGAGGCGUCCCGGGCGUCUUCGUCCACCCCAUCAAGGGCGCCGACUGGGAGGACAGGCUGUACGAGCGCCUGGGCCUGACUGGGCCUGACAUGCUGGAGGAGGUCCUGCGCCGGGUGCAGGCGCAGCUGGAGAAGCUGGAGGGCCCGUCGAAGGUGCCCAUCAUCGUGCUGGACAUCCCGCGCAAGACGAGGGAAGGCAUAGACGCUGUCUCCACCUUCGCCAAGUACCUGUGCUCCGACGACACUAUGGACGUGAUGGUGCGCGCAUCGUCGGCCGCCAUGGCCCUGAGCUUUGAUGCCGGCGGCAACCAACGCCAGCGAAACUUUUGGGUGGCGGACCUGACGGAAAACGAGGCUGAAACGAUGCUGGGUCUGUAUGGGUAUAAGAAUGAUUGGAAGAGUUUUACCUCAGCAUGUGGCUUCAACGCUUUGGAGUUGGUGGAGGCCUGUGAGCAAUACAAUGAAGCAGGGCAGGGCGGGCCGGCCACACUGGCGGCCAAAAGGGCGAAGGCGCGAGAGGAGGUGCUGCGCUUCCUGAACGGUUGCAAGAUGAAGACGCUGGGCGGCGUCGUUCCUGCUGGCGCAAAUAUUUUGAACGCCCUGGUGCAAGACCGCAGAGCUGGUGGCACGGGUGUCGGGGCAUUGACUGGCGGCAGCGUUGUGCUGCCAAGAGAU
Messenger RNA from Symbiodinium necroappetens, 1251 nucleotides. The record is from the annotation of a GenBank genome assembly. Lineage: Eukaryota; Dinophyceae; Suessiales; Symbiodiniaceae.